This is a messenger RNA of Rosa rugosa (rugosa rose), 1488 nucleotides long. RefSeq names its product protein LPA3-like. NCBI's taxonomy places the organism in Eukaryota, Viridiplantae, Streptophyta, Magnoliopsida, Rosales, Rosaceae. Bases 89 to 1060 code for a protein of 323 amino acids. The transcript is spliced from 9 exons. The record is from RefSeq and is a predicted model, not a curated record.
UGGAUCAUCCCCGCCGCAUGUAACUUUGUGGCUACUCCGACUCCAAACUGAAAUACGCGCCUCUCUCUCGAUCUCUGACCAAUCAAAAAUGCCCAUCUCCGACGCGGGAACUGCUUCCAGGGUUCCGUUUGCUAUUCCUUCUCUUCCAAGUCGCCAGGUUGCAACUGCCUGCAAAUAUUUGCCAUUGAAUUCUUAUGGGAAUUUGAGUACCCCAAAAUGGGCUGCAUCUCAUUUGUCAAGAAAUCUCAAACUUGUGGCAAGUUCGGCUUCCGGGGACGACACUUCGGUUGCCUUUGAUGUGUCAAUUCCUAGAGACUAUGAUGAACUCCUUGAACAAGCCAGUAAAGCAACUCAAUUGGCUUUGAAGGAUAACAAACAGUUGAUGGAGAUCGAGUUUCCUACUGCUGGACUUGACUCUGUACCAGGAGACGGUGAAGGAGGAAUAGAAAUGACUGGAAGUAUACAGCUCAUUCGAGAAUUUUGUGACAUCUUAAUAUCUCCAGAGAAAGCCACGCGGACCAGAAUAUUUUUUCCUGAGGCCAAUGAAGUUGAAUUUGCAAGGAAAUCAUCAUUCGAAGGAGCGUCCUUCAAGCUGGACUAUCUGACUAAGCCAUCAUUUUUCGAGGAUUUUGGUUUUACUGAGAAAGUGAAAAUGACGGACCGUGUGAAGCCAGAAGAUGAACUAUUCUUGGCUGCGUAUCCAUAUUUUAAUGUCUCCGAAAUGCUUGUAGUCGAAGAGCUGUACAGAGAAGCUGUUGUGAACACUUCCAGAAAGCUAAUUAUUUUCAACGGAGAACUUGACCGAAUAAGAUCUGGGUAUUAUCCAUCUUUCUUCUACCCAAAGCUCGCUGCACUUUUGAAGACCCUGUUUCCAAGUAUGGAGACUGUAUACUACAUUCACAAUUUUAAAGGACGCUCUGGAGGGACCCUUUUCAGGUGCUACCCAGGUCCAUGGAAAGUCUUCAGAAAAGUGAGGAAUAGAUACAUUUGUUUGCAUCAGCAGGAAGCUAUGCCAUCUCUCAAGGAAGUUGCCUUGGAAAUUCUUCCAGGUAAACUCUAGCACAAAUCGGCCAAAAUUCUAUUAAAUACAAUAAACGUGUACGGCUCUUGUAUUGAGGCACUUCAGCUAUUAAGAAUGAUUAUGAAAGUUUCAUAGGAGGGAAACGUAAUGGAUGAAUACUAAUUCGUGAAUUUGUACAUGGAAUAGCUCAAUGUUGGAAUAAUAUCUCUAGCACACAUUGUAGAAGACUAGAAGUUGUAUCGAGGUAGCAAGCCAAGAGAUUGUCAAAAAAUGCCCUCUUGAGCAAAGAAGAGCUAUAAUUUGGGUACGAUGUGUGCUUCUUAAAAUACUCCAAUGAAAGCUUCCUAGGUUUACAGGACAGGACUAAUGGGAUUUAUGUGACGAGUACCAUGUAUUUUGAUGUGGAUCCCAAGUCGUUCCAUCAAGAGGUUCGAAAAGUUAUUAACGGAAUUAUGUGUUGAAGCUUA